AUGUCGCCCACCAACGAGCAGGUCGUGGGACCAUUCGCCCCGGCUGUUACCAGAAUCGGCAGCAAUGUUUUCGACAAACUCGAGCACAUGCAAAAAGCCAUAUACAGGCUCGAAGAAGAGGUUGGGCGCCAGCAAAAUGUCCUUGACCGGUACGAGUACAACAAAGAGAAGCAUCUUUGGCUAGAGUUACGGCCUCGUCUCAUCGAGAACAAGAAGGAGCUCGAGCAGCUACGUGCUAUGGCUGCUUCUGAACAGAAGAAGCGUGAAAACCACAAAAAAGCCAUUUUCAAGCUUGAAGAUGAAGCCGAGCGCUUGGAAUUUGCGCUCAAUUGUGACAGGUGGCAUCGUGAGUACAAGGAGCAAUGGGAGAACGCAUGGAGUCGUUCUAGAAAGAUCGAGAAGGACGUGAAAUUCCUGCGUGCUCUGGCUACUCCUGAGGCGAGCAAACUGGAAGAAGAGAAGGCAGCUGCCGAAAACAAGCGCGCUGCUGCGGAGAAGGCAGCUGCAGAGGAAAGGAAGCGCGCUGCUGAGAACGCAGCUACCGAGCAAAAGCGCCGACAGGAACUCCUCAAGCAAAAAGAGGAGGAAAAGAAGGCCUUAGAAGCUCAACUAUCUGCCGAAAAGAAGCGCAAAGCAAACGCGGAAGCCGCCGCACAGAAAUACAAGGCAGAGCUAGCAGUCGCCGAGAAGAAGCGUACUGCCGAGAAAGCAGCUGAGGAAAAGAAGCGCAAGGCAGAGCUAGCAGCCGCCGAGGAGAAAGGAAAGCAUGAACGCAUGCAGAAGAUCGAGCAGGACGUCCAGUUCCUGAAAGCUCACCUUGCGGAGAAGAAGAAGCAUGCGGACCUUCUCGCCAGUCAAAAGCUGAAAGAUGAGACGAGCCGCAAGCUUAUGGAGGCUUAUAGGGCUGAGAAACGUAAACGAGAAGAAGCCGUAGAGGAGGCUCGCCAAAAGCUGGAGGAUGCAGAAAGGCGUCUGCGGCUGGAGAACGAGGAAAGACGCAACAAGAGCUAUGAGGUCUGGAAAGCUCAGGAGCGUGAACGCCAAAGGGCCGUAGAGGAGGCUUCGAGGAGCGCUGCUCAGAAGGAGAAGGAGACUUCUGAUGCUAGAAAAGAGGCUGAACGACGAGCAUCUUCAGCACAGAAUCCCAAAGAAGUGUCGUUCGAUCCUUCACGCGACAAGACAUAUGACCACCACCCUGCCUCGCGAGACUACUAUCGACCUGGGGAGCAGAAUGUCCCUCGCACAGAUAAGAACAGCCGACAGAAGUACCACCAAGCGUCUCACGAUCAUUCCCGUCCACAGAACCCACAACACUCUUCUCAUCCCCAAAAAGAUCCUCACCGACAGGACUACCAGUCAAGGCACCAACUUCCCGCGCGGCCUGACUCACAAUAUCACCCAGAUAUUGCCCAUCCUACAGCCUUCAGAGCUCCUCCGCACGUUCAUCAGGCCCCAGUCGGUUUAUCCGGUCUGCCCGCUGGAUCCUCAAUUGCAUCAUAUUCCCCAGCUGUCGCGCCUUGGGAAGAGAAGGACCGGGGCAUGAAUGGCUAUGCAGCUAUGCAUGAACCGAGCCAGAAGCCUUCGGUCACUGAGAACAAGUGGUCCACACCAGUGAUACCAACUUGGGUUGCACCUGUCCUGGAGUUAAAGGCCAUGGACGAGAAGCACUUUUCGUUGCCUGGUCCCAUUGCUCAAGCCGAGUCGCCGAAGGAGAACCCCAGGAAAAUCGAUGUCUGCGCUCCUCGAGAGACGGAAGAGGAGAAGCUUCGACGGGAACUGGACGAAUACAAGGCAAAAUGCGCAAAGCUAGCCGCCGACUUGGAGAGAAAGAAGCGAGUUUCCGGUGCAGACAGUGUGGCGACGUGGCAGACGGGUACCAGAUCAAUUUGGGAGGAUCCAACUAAGGAUACCCCGAAGACCGAUUCUAAGGACGCUCCCGAGAGUUCUGAGGACACUCGCAACAAUUCUUCGAAGCCGGCAGUCUCUGUGCAGAAUCUUCGUCGUCGGCAACCCAGUGUCAGCUACCCUCAUCACCUUUCAAAGAGCCAUACCGAGGCUCCUCACCACGAGUCAACCGUCAACCGCGAUGGUGAUCGGCCCAGCAGUCGAACAAGCACACAUACUCGCUACUUCGAAGCAGAGGAGUAUGUAUCUGCCGAUGAAGAGCACACUCCGAGGGGCAAGUCUUCGAAGUUCGCCACCCAGCACAACUGGCAGAAGGCAUCAAGAGAAUCAACUCCCCGCUAUGUCCCUCCUACACCUCACCGGCACCCUUCCCCUCCCCCGAACCUGCCUCCCACACCUCCUCGCGGAUCCAAGGUGUCCACUCCAGCGACACUCCGGCUGGCCCCUAGGGAAGAUACCAGCUCCAGCAAGAACAUUCAGACGCCCAAGCUGCCUGGCAUCCCCGGCAGCUGGUGCGAUGAGCCGUUGCGGGCGAAUCCUAGCUGGCCCGCCAAUGUCUCGACCCCGAGCAUUCAAAGUCCUGUCAUCCCCGCUGGCAAGGCGAAGGAGACGUACAAACCCGACCGGUACAUCCCGCCUUGUAAUGCUCCGAAGGAUGUAGCCCCUCCUGGCUCCUACCUUUUCGCGGAUGCUCGACCCAAGAAGCCGAGCUACAACUACCCCGUGCCGCCAUACUACCCCAGCCACGCAGCCAUCACCCCACAACCAGGCCCUGCGUUCUACGCUCCGGUGGCUUCCUAUGGCCAUUUGUACGCUUCUGAUGCGCGCAAGUUUCCUUCUGAGGUAGACGUGGAGGCUGGACCAUCGAGACAUGGUGGGCAGUACUCACCCUGGGCAGACCAGACGGCUGCUCAGAGUUUGGGAGGUAUCCAGGCGCCUCCAAGGAAGGACAAGGGAAAGGGUAAAGCCCGGUGA
Molecule: messenger RNA, 2880 nt
Organism: Neurospora tetrasperma FGSC 2508
Lineage: Eukaryota; Fungi; Ascomycota; Sordariomycetes; Sordariales; Sordariaceae
Exons: 2
Coding region: 1-2880 (959 amino acids)
Source: RefSeq, a predicted model, not a curated record